This is a messenger RNA of Haliotis rufescens (red abalone), 2256 nucleotides long. Its product is annotated as BTB/POZ domain-containing protein 6-like. The coding region runs from base 336 to 1697 and encodes 453 amino acids. The transcript is spliced from 3 exons. NCBI's taxonomy places the organism in Eukaryota, Metazoa, Mollusca, Gastropoda, Lepetellida, Haliotidae. Gene Ontology annotation, biological process: neurogenesis. The record is from RefSeq and is a predicted model, not a curated record. Gene Ontology annotation, molecular function: protein binding. Gene Ontology annotation, cellular component: cytosol.
AAACGCGACUAUGGCCGAGGUAGGUUCUAUACUGUUGGUGUUAGCUAACUGUGUUGAGUGGCAGUGUAUUGAGCGUUGGUUACAUGCCUGGAUCAUGUAGAUUCACGGGGCACAUGUCAAGAUAUGUGUCUGACCUCGCGACAAAAGAAAUGCGUGCCAUGUAGGCCCAGAUCUGUGUCGAGACUAGAAGGGGAAGGCAUGGAAACAAGAAUGCUAGCACCCUUGAUGAUUUUUCUUUGGGAAGCGUGUUAUCGCGGAUAUCCAGUCUGUGACAUCAGGUCACAGCAAGAGGAGAAUGGUUUCCCUAGAAGCGCACUUUCUUCGUGGACAGUGUUAUGAAACUAGCACACUGUCGACUAACGAUAAAGACAAUGUCAAGUGAGCACGAAGAGUCUGGAUAUGUGGACAACUGGCAAUCAGGGAAGUCUGUCACAGAGUGUAAUCUGCGCAUGCUCGACACUGAAGACUUCAGUGACGUCACCUUCCGGGUAGGAUCAGAGAAACAGGUGGUCCGAGCUCACCGAUACGUUCUUGUCAGUCGCAGCUGUGUCUUCCAUGCCAUGUUCUGUGGCCCCCUGGCGGAGAAAGGGGAGGUAACCAUCCCUGAUAUUGAAGCGGAUAUCUUUAGGGAGUUCUUGAGGUAUGUGUACACAGACAAGGCAACCAUCAACACUGACACAGUCAUGGGACUAAUGUACACAUCAAGGAAGUACUCUGUAGAUGCGUUGUUCGGUCUUUGUGUAACGUUCCUGGAGACGUCCCUCUCAGAGGACAAUGUCUGCCAGAUCCUGGAGGAGUGUCAUGGUUACGGGGAGCUGGAGUUGGAACAGAAGGCACUGAAAAUCCUGACUGAAGGAGGGGAAGGAGUAAUCCAGUCUCCAGGAUUUGUGGGUCUUUGCUCAGACUGUCUCGAGAAGUGCUUAAAAUCUGAUACUAUGAAAGCAAAAGAGGAAGACUUAUUUGAAGCAGUGUUUACUUGGAUAAAGGCAAGAUGCCAGAAGGAAGGUGUGAGUGACACACCAGAGAACAAACGGAGACUCCUGGGAGAGAUGAGAUAUGAGAUCCGGUUUACCAGCAUGCCCCUGGAGUUCCUGGUGAACGUUGUUGGUCCUUCAGCAGUGCUGACAGAUAGUGAGAGAGUUCGUAUAAUUGACAGAAAAGUAAACUCAGCUGUUGAUAUAUCUCCAUUUAACCAAUCACAGAGGAGGAUAUCAGACAUCGCAGACAGAGAUGUGUCUAAAACUUACAGAUAUGUAAACAGGUUUCUAAACGUAUCCUAUUUUCGAAGCUCAACCCCAGGAAGAUACUCCAUCUCAUUUUCAUCAUCUCAGAGCAUUGUACUAGAAGGAUGUCAGCUGUAUGGUGGACCCUUCGGUAAAGUGCACAUGCUGAAUAUCAGAGUGUAUGACUCCAAUGACGUGGUGAUAUCUGAGCCGUUACUGAACACGAGGGUGAAACUUGAAAGCUGCUUUCAGGGGAAUGACGUCUUGUUUCACAGGUGGGUUUCCCUCACAGCUGGUGUGACCUACACUCUGUGUGUGGACAUGGAUGGGGGUCCCACUGCCUGGGGUGAGGUAGGGCAGGACACGGUGACAGUGGAUGGAGUACAGUUCUCCUUCAAAGACUCUCCCAUGUGUACUAUGGGAACAUCAACAAAAGGUGGACAAAUACCUGGCUUAAUAUUCAAUCUUGCGUGAUGAAUUGUGUUGAUGUCGGACGUCACAAAAUCUGAUGUCAUUACAUUUAAGAUACAAUCUUCAAUUGGGUAAUAUAAGUUUCAAACCGAUACAGUCCCUCUAAAUCAAGCAUCUCCACGGGCAUCAAAAACGUGUUCUAAAGUUUCGAACAUUAGAUCAUAAAGACUAAGACUGGCCGAUGGUGUGGUGUACCUAGAAAACGCACGCACGCACGCAUGCGCCGUUAAACCCCAUUUCGACCCCCCUCGCCUCACUACUAACACAGAAUCUGAUGUCAAAUUGAUCUUCAGUUUAAUUACCAGUACAGUCCUUCAAUAACAGGCGUUGCUUUGCGACCAGAGAUGAAAAAGGUUUAAUAACGAGUAUCAAUUUCAUUCAAGGUUUAAUAACGAGUAUCAAUUUCAUUUUCACAAUAUUAGACUGACACAAACAGCUGUUAAUUCAUUGUGAGUGAGAGAGCGAACGGUACUGAAAAGCAACACACGCGUGUUAGCAUGACAUCACCAGGCGAGGUAUUCUGCAGUUUAAACUGAAGUAAAUAAAAGAAAAUCCACACGUA